AGUGAGAUCGAAAGAGCAACAGGGUGCGUUCAUUCGUGACUCAAGUUAUGGGAUUGUUCGAAGGGGCCGCUCUUGGAGCUGUGCUUCAAGAAGGGCCAAAGCAGGUUAUAAGCAUGAUCUAUAAGGCUUUCAUGUUCAAGUCCACCCGCAGAGACCUUGGAUCCGCUUUGGAGCGCCAGAUUCCUUUGUCCAAACAACUUAAAGAGCGGAACACGAAUUUGGGCCGCCCAGAGGAAGAAAUACGUGCGUUUUUGGAUGAUCUUCAAAGGGCCCAAGGGAUCUUGGACGCCAACUCCAACAUCCCCUGGUGCCUGGUGGCAAUGUUGUUGCUUGCCCUGGAAACAGCUCAAGCUUCAGGAAGAGUUGGAGGCACUCACCAGGUCCAACGUUCUUUUGAUACCCAACCUUGUGAGUUCUGCGCAAGAAACGCUGUUGUUUGUGAGGGAAGGUGUUCACGGGAAACCGUUGAAGAACCGGUUCGAGCCUCCUCCCGAACCGGAUCAUGUGGUGGGACUGGGAUUGGCUAACCCUCUUUCCCUUUUUAAUAAGUUGAAGAGCCACUUGCUGGAAACGGCUACUUCCGUUAUUUUAUUCACCGGUCUGGCUGGGUAUGGGAAGACGACCUGGGCUACACUACUAUGUUCGGAUGUCCAAGUUAGAGAAAAAUUUGGGGAAAAUAUCUUGUUUCUCACCGUGUCCAAAUCUCCCAAUUUGAAAACAUUGGUACAGUCUCUGUUUCAACACUAUGGGUACGCUAUGCCUGAUCUUGACCUUGCUGAUGAUAGGCACUUCAUUUCGCACUUGAAAAAGUUACUGAAGGAGAUUGUGACAAGUCCGAUGAUGUUGGUCCUGGAUGAUGUUUGGCCUCAGUCACAAUCCCUCGUCGACGCAUUCAAGGUUCAACACUUGUCAGAUUAUAAAAUUUUGGUGACAUCUAGGUUUAAAAUUGCAGGAAUUGAACCUGUAUUCCGCAUGGAACCGCUUUGUCUUGAAGAUUCGGUUACCCUUUUGAGUCACUUGGCUCUCCCGAAUGAAGAACGUUCUAGUGAUCAUGGAGAAAAACUUGUUUUGAUUCGCGAGAUAGCAAGGGGUUGUUACGGUUCACCACUUGUACUUGAACUGGUUGGUGGAUCUCUGAAAAGAGAGCGUCUGAAUGUGUGGAGACAAAAGAAGAAGAAAUUGUCCAAGGGUCAUCCUAUUAUUAACUCUCAUAAUGAAUUGCAAAGCAUCUUAAAAUAUUUGGAUGAUUUAUUGGAAGAUAAGUCCAUCCUCAAAGAGUGCUUCAUGGACUUGGGUUUAUUUCCUGAAGACCAAAAGAUACCUGUUGCUGCUCUCAUCGACAUUUGGACAGAACAAAAUAAAUCUGAUGAUGAUGAUUUAGACCCAAGACCAAAAUUUAAAGAAGCUGACGCAGUCAAUAUUGUCUUUAACUUAAAGGACCGGCAUUUGACUGACCUUGUCAUGAAAAGGGAAGUUGCGACUGACCUCGAUGAUUAUUGCAACCACCAUUUCUUAAUGCAACAUGAUCUUAUUAGAGAGAUGAUUGAAGCCAGUCAAGGGCCAUAUAGAAAAAGGAAAAGGUUGGUGUUUGACAUGAAUGAAAAUAAUUGGUCUCAACAAAACCAGCAAAAUACCAUCGCGCACACAUUGUCCAUAUCAACUUGCAAAAUGGUGACUCCAGAAUUGGACAAUAUUGUAAAAGCUGAAGUACUUGAGGUUUUGGUCUUGAAUCUUCGUACUAAGAAGUACACCUUCCCAGAGAUCAUAAGAAAAAUGGUUGAACUGAAAGUUCUCAUAGUCACCAAUUAUGAUGAUUUAUACUGUUCUGAGUUAAACAAUUUUGAGCUACUUAAUUCUCUAUCUGGCCUGAAAAGAAUCAGAUUGGAACGAAUUUCAGUUACUACCCUUGGCAAAUGGCACAAGCUGCGAAAAUUGUCCCUUUACAAUUGUAAUCUGAAUAAAGUUUUUGAAAGUGACAACAUCCCAAUUUCAGUUAAAUUGCCAAGUCUAGUGGAACUGUGUAUUGAUUAUUGCAAAGAUUUAGUGAAACUGCCUGCUGAAUUAUGUCAUAUUACUUCUAUCAAGAAGCUUAGUAUCACUAGGUGCAUGGGUUUUAUAGCAUUGCCUCAAGACAUUGGAAACCUUGUGAACUUGAAAACUCUAAGACUUAGUUCUUGUGCUGUGUUUGAAGAGGUACCAACUUCAAUUGGAAAGCUUCUUCAGCUGCGUUUUCUUGAUAUAUCAGGUUGCGUAAGUCUUCGCAGUUUACCAGAAGAUAUUGGUGACUUACGUAAUUUGGAAAGGCUUCACAUGAUUGGUUGUAGCUCAUGCAAAAUGCCUUCGUUGGUUAUGAAACUUGAGAAUUUAAAGUAUGUUAGAUGUGAUGAAGAGACUGCUGAAAUUUGGAAAGCAGAUUUCAAGCCUAGCCUUCCCAAUCUAAACAUAGAGGAGGCUAACGAUCAUAACUUGUUCAUAUUUUAUGAUAAUAUAUGAUAUUUAAUUGGUAGACACCGUAAAGCUAUUUUACAUUGUUUGCACAUCAAAACUCUUCUAUAAGAGAAAAUAAGUGAUGUAUCGAGAGUAUAAAGUAAUUUUACACUAUCAUCUAAUUAUAUGUUAUCAUUUGUGAUAAAUUGUUGACUUUUGUAAUAAACAAGUAAAAAGUCAUAUUAUUGGGAAUAGUUUUACACUGUCAAUGUAUUACCAUUCAAUUCACUCAUAAUAAAUUUGAACUUAUUAUUAUA
Messenger RNA from Cajanus cajan (pigeon pea), 2744 nucleotides. Lineage: Eukaryota; Viridiplantae; Streptophyta; Magnoliopsida; Fabales; Fabaceae. The record is from RefSeq and is a predicted model, not a curated record.